Postia placenta MAD-698-R-SB12 is the source of this 915-nucleotide messenger RNA. RefSeq lists its product as hypothetical. The coding region runs from base 196 to 846 and encodes 216 amino acids. Gene Ontology annotation, biological process: ribosomal large subunit assembly; translation. The record is from RefSeq and is a predicted model, not a curated record. The transcript has 4 exons. Gene Ontology annotation, molecular function: structural constituent of ribosome. Lineage: Eukaryota; Fungi; Basidiomycota; Agaricomycetes; Polyporales; Adustoporiaceae. Gene Ontology annotation, cellular component: cytosolic large ribosomal subunit; ribosome.
CAUCGCUACCCACUUUCCCCUCACUAACUACCCUCCAGCACUGUGAGUAUCCGUUUUUCUAGAUCGUCCGUUUUGCUUCGCUCGCUUUUUGUAAAGACAGCGUAGGUUUGCUGCCUGGAAGCGAUGGAUGCGGUUUUGGAGUUCCAGAUGACGCGGAGCACUUAGGACUGACUUGUGGGUUCCCCAGUUCCAACCAUGGGUCGCCGUCCCGCUCGCUGCUACCGCUACUGCAAGAACAAGCCGUACCCCAAGUCCCGCUACAACCGUGGUGUCCCUGACCCGAAGAUCCGUAUCUUCGAUCUUGGCCGCAAGCGUGCCUCCGUCGAUGAAUUCCCCUACUGCUGCCACCUUGUCUCCGAUGAGUACGAACAGCUCUCUAGCGAGGCGCUAGAAGCUGCCCGUAUUUGCGCGAACAAGUACGUUACGAAGACGUCUGGCAAGGACUCCUUCCACUUGCGUGUCCGUGUCCACCCCUUCCACGUCAUUCGCAUCAACAAGAUGUUGUCCUGCGCGGGUGCCGAUCGUCUACAAACUGGUAUGCGCGGUGCCUGGGGCAAGCCGUAUGGCACUGUUGCCCGUGUCAACAUCGGCCAGAUCAUCCUUUCCAUCCGCUGCAAAGACGCGAACGCACCUGUUGUCCAGGAGGCGCUCCGUCGUGCUCGCUACAAGUUCCCUGGUCGCCAGAAGAUUAUUGUCUCGCGCAAGUGGGGCUUCACGAAUGUCAAUCGUGAGGACUACACCAAGCUUAAGGAGGAGAAGCGUGUGUUGCAGGAUGGUGCAUACGUACAGUACAUUCGCCCUAGGGGCAACUUGGAGAACAACCUCCGUGCGCAGCUCCGCGCAUGAGCUUGAUGUUCUAUGUAUAGUAUCUCCGGCGAUUUUGACAACAUGAUGUUGUUGCCUUGGUUGGAUGCG